CCCAACGCUCGCGCCGAGCGCCCGGGGAGAGGGAAGGGACCUCCCGCCCCUGCGGGAUGCGGAACCUCUCGCGGGAAGAUGCGUCGUUGCCUCGGUAACCGCGUCGUGGCCGCGAAAGAUGGCGGGGCGAAGUCUUGGUCGGAGGGGACGCAGCGUUCCCGGGACGCCGCUCCCGUCGCGCGUGCGGCAGCCUGCGGCUCCCCGACGGGACCUCCUCGCCCAGGAGGAAGAAUAUAAGCGCUUAAAUGCAGAAUUGGAGGCAAAAACCGCUGACCUGGUUCGACAAGCUGAAGAAGUAAUUCGAGAUCAGCAAGAGGUACGAUCUAGGCCAAUUUCAUCACAAAUUAAAUCAUAUGAAGAGGAAGGUGAUUACAGUUUAAGAGGACUAUUAUCAGAUGAAGGGAUGAUUAAUCUGCAUUCAGAAACUAAGCUGAAAACCAAAAACAGUGGUCCUGUAAACAAGGUUCAAAACAAACUGCUAUCUGCUAAUAAAGGAAAGAAAACAAAUUCAAGUGCUAAAUUGAAAUACUCAGAUGUACACACUGCUGAUGAUGUUGCCAUUCCAGAGGAUUUCUCAGACUUUUCUCUGGCAAAAACAAUUAGCAAAAUUGAAGGGCAGCUAGAGGAAGAAGGCUUACCUGAAUGUGUAGAUGAUGAUAUCUUCUCUGGAAUUAGUAAAGACAUUGGAACAGAAGCACAGAUCAGAUUUCUAAAGGCCAAACUCCGUGUUAUGCAGGAGGAAUUGGAUAAUGUUGUGUGUGAAUGUAAUAAAAAAGAAGAUGAAAUUCAGGAUUUAAAGUCUCAAGUAAAAAAUUUUGAAGAAGAUUGUGGGAGACAGCAGCGAACAAUUAAUAUGCAACAGUCUCAACUAGAAAAAUAUAAAACUCUUUUUGAAGAAGCAAACAAAAAAUGUGAUGGAUUACAACAACAGUUAUCUUCAGUGGAAAGGGAAUUAGAAAAUAAAAAUAGACUUCAAAAACAGGCUGCCGCUAGUCAAAGUGCCACAGAGGUUCGCUUGAAUAGAGCUGUAGAAGAAGCAGAAAAAUAUAAAUUGGAGUUAAAUAAAUUAAGACAAAACAACAAGGAUAUAGCAAAUGAAGAACACAAAAAAAUUGAAGUAUUAAAAGCAGAAAACAAGAAACUAGAAAAACAAAAAGGAGAAUUAAUGAUGGGGUUCAAGAAACAAUUAAAAUUAAUUGAUGUUUUAAAAAGGCAGAAGAUGCCUGCAACAGCCAGGAUUGAGCCAGGCUAAAGCUAAGAUCCCAAUACAAUCUGGCUCUCCCACUUGGCGGCAGGGAACCAGGCACUUGAAGCAUCAUCUGCUGUCUCCCAGGGUGUGCAUUAGCAAGAAGCCAGCAUUGGAAGUGGAGCUGGGACUGGAACCUACACUCCAAUUAUGGAACACAGGUGUUCUAAGUAGCAUCUCAACCACUGUGCCAAACGCCCUCUGCAAUGUGCCAUGUGGUACAUUGAAAUUGACCCAGUGAAGGCAGAAAAACUGUCUCAUUUAGUUUUGAAUUUCCCAGAAUUUGCAUAAUAUUAGCCCAAAGAAUUUAAUACAUACUGAACCAGAUGAACUGUCAACAUUUCCUGCUAUCCACUUCACAUACAAAUCUUAGUUUAAUCCAGUGAUGAAGACAUCUGGCUAAAAAACGGAAAUAUUUGGCAAAGCAAAACUUUACUCACAUUUUUACAACCACAAAAGUUUUCAUGUACUCUGAUAAGUCUGGAUCACAAUUCUGCUAAGUUAUACAAUAUGAACUGCACAACUUUCCAUCCUUUUCUAAGUCCCAAAACCUAUUAUGCAGUUUUAAAAAUAGCUGUUCACUGAAAUCUUGAAAUAAAGUUCUGUAAAAACACUCUGACUGGAAAUUUUUAGGAGAUAUCUCAGUCUAGGUUCUCUUCUGAAAGCAUAACUUUCAACAAAAAGUUGUAUAUAGCUAUUUUAUUGAAGAGACAUUAUCAGCAGUGAGGGAAAAGCAGAAUGAAAUGGGAAGGAAGGAAAAGCAACACACGAGUUCACCACCGAGCCGGUCAGCACAGCUGGCAGCUGCGGAUCAAGCUGCCGGGACUUCGUGGGGAACGUGCCUUCCAGCACAGGAGAGGAAUGUGUCCACAGCUCCUGUCCACUUUGGCUGAGGGACGCCACAGGGGAUGUUAACGCUGCUCUCACCCACACUCCACCCUUGAGGAGACUAAAUGCCCCGUCAGCCGAUACCUUCACAAGUGUCCCCGCAGCUGUCACUGAAAUCAGAGGGCAGGCUGGGAGCGCGAGGCAGGGCACAAAAGGCUUUGUAACAGAGGAGAUAGCCGUAAUGAUACUGUUUUGUCUGAUUCUUUUUGUACAUUUUUGAAAUUACUCUAUUUUUAACUUGGAAAAUUGUGCCAUGGAGAAUUCCACAUGAGUAUACAGUUGAAUGAUUUCUCAUUGGUUUCCUAAUGUGCUGUGUAUUUCCAUUUAUAGACCAUUUAUUCCUUCUAAUUUGUUCUCACAUUUCUCCUUAUACUUUUCCAUUAUUAAGCAAUUGGAUUAAUAUUAGUGGUUUUUCAAAUUUUAACUUAAUGUCCACUUUAACAUUUAGUAUUCUUGCCUUAUACUUGGAUUUGUAUACUUUUUAUAGAUUCUGGAGCUGACUGUCUAGAUAACUUCUAGCAUUUCUCAUUUCAUAAUUGAUUGCCUCAGAGAUCAGUUUUAUAAAUGAUUGCUUUUGAUAUAGAGUAAUCUCAUCCUCUAAGUAGUUGCAGGUUUUCGCAACAAAAAAUAAUAAAUAAAAUGUCUUUAGAUUUUCUGUUUAGAAGAUUAAAAUAUUUCUUAAUACUGGUGUAUUAAAUACCCUUUUCACUGAUGCUUGUAAAUUUCCUUUAUAUUUUGAA
Molecule: messenger RNA, 2874 nt
Organism: Oryctolagus cuniculus (rabbit)
Lineage: Eukaryota; Metazoa; Chordata; Mammalia; Lagomorpha; Leporidae
Source: RefSeq, a predicted model, not a curated record